AGAGGAGAGGGGACGUAUCCUGAUUUCUCUCACCUACAACAGCCAGCAGAGUCGUCUGAUUGUGGGUGUAGUUCGAUGUGCUCAUCUGGCAGCAAUGGACUCCAACGGCUAUUCUGACCCCUUUGUAAAGAUUUACUUGAAGCCCGACAUGGGAAAGAAAGCAAAGAAUAAAACUCAGAUCAAGAAAAAGACUCUUAACCCCGAGUUUAAUGAGGAGUUUAGCUAUGAAGUCAAGCAUGCUGAACUGGCAAAGAAGACUUUGGAUGUCUCUGUCUGGGAUUAUGACAUGGGAAAAUCUAAUGAUUUCAUAGGCGGCUGCCAGCUUGGUAUCACAGCUAAAGGCGAAUGUCUGAAGCACUGGUAUGAAUGUCUGAAGAACAAGGACAAGAAGAUCGAACGCUGGCAUGUUCUGUUGAAUCAAAACAACAUUGAGGCGGAUGACUGAGGUGUUGUAUGUCCAAAGAUGACAGUAUACGGUUCCAUCUUCCAAAAAAGUAAUCGAGCUGCUGAUGAUGUUUUCUUUUCGUUCAGAAAAAAAGCCUUUGUCUUUGCCUCUCCUGAAACCCUGUGGUGAGCUAAAGUGGUCCGACCAAGAAAAACCAGUUACUUAGUUUUUAUUUUGGUGGGAAAAAGACCGUGUAUGAUAUUUUUUCACUCAGUAAAUGCCUUAAAGAACAAAACCUCAUGAAUACAGAUUUGACGCAAAUAUAGUAGUCAUUAAACCCUGCAACCACGUAUACUCAAGGACACUGAGAAAAUGGACUUUACUCAUGUAAAACCAGUUCUUUAAGUAAAAUAGCAUGCUAAAGGCUAUUGUACACACCAUUGUUUGAUAUCAGAAAUAUAUGCUGUCCUUGCAUAUGUUAUGUUUGUUUUAAUCAGUAUGUAACAGAUGAGAAUAAAUGCGUAAAACUAAUUGUGAAUAUAAAGUUUAGAAAAGUAUUAGAGUUAUAUCCAAUAAACGACAGGUUGUUGAAGUUUAAUAUUGCAUCAUGGAAAUGUCCUGUUGUUAUGUGCAUGGAAUUCACGGACGUGUUCCCCAAUAAUACAUUAUUAUCAUCAAGUUUGAAUUUAUUUCUGUAACAUGUUUACAAGUGUUGUUAUUACCCAAUAAAGUGU
Carassius auratus (goldfish) is the source of this 1119-nucleotide messenger RNA. Its product is annotated as rabphilin-3A. The transcript is spliced from 4 exons. Gene Ontology annotation, cellular component: postsynaptic membrane; neuron projection; synapse. Gene Ontology annotation, biological process: spontaneous neurotransmitter secretion; exocytosis; regulation of calcium ion-dependent exocytosis. The record is from RefSeq and is a predicted model, not a curated record. NCBI's taxonomy places the organism in Eukaryota, Metazoa, Chordata, Actinopteri, Cypriniformes, Cyprinidae. Bases 95 to 445 code for a protein of 116 amino acids.